Messenger RNA from Mus pahari (shrew mouse), 2389 nucleotides. RefSeq names its product zinc finger and BTB domain containing 45 (gene Zbtb45). The coding region runs from base 359 to 1930 and encodes 523 amino acids. The transcript is spliced from 4 exons. Gene Ontology annotation, biological process: regulation of immune system process; negative regulation of transcription by RNA polymerase II; regulation of cytokine production. The record is from RefSeq and is a predicted model, not a curated record. NCBI's taxonomy places the organism in Eukaryota, Metazoa, Chordata, Mammalia, Rodentia, Muridae. Gene Ontology annotation, molecular function: protein binding.
UGCCGCGGCUAUCUGUUCCGCUUCGGCGCCCGGAAGUGCGGCCUUCAAGUUGACAAGCAGGAGGCAGCCGCUGCAGGGCCUGGUGCCUGAGGAGUCGGAGGUGGGGUCGAGCGGGCAUCCCCCUGCCUCAGAGUCACAGAGACGGCUGGGGGCGUGCCAGGAGCGGGACGCCUGCGUGAGGAGCGGUGUGCACGUUGCGAACACAAGAGGGCGCUGCAGGAUCGGGGCAGGAGCAGUGUAUGCAGUCUGAUCCAAGUGAAACACCCUUGUUUGCUGAAUAAGGAGACAGGCCCAGAGACCUGGAGUUAUUUGCUUGAUGGGUUAACUGACAAUUCGGAUUCCCAGCUCCUUUGCGGAGAUGGCAGCCACAGAGGCGGUGCACCACAUCCACCUACAGAACUUUUCGCGCUCACUACUGGAGACCCUCAAUGGGCAGAGGCUAGGCGGUCACUUCUGUGAUGUGACUGUGCGCAUCCGUGAGGCUUCUCUGCGUGCUCAUCGCUGUGUGUUGGCCGCGGGCUCACCCUUCUUUCAGGAUAAGCUGCUGCUCGGCCACUCAGAGAUUCGCGUGCCACCAGUGGUGCCUGCGCAGACAGUGCGCCAGCUGGUCGAGUUCCUGUACAGUGGCUCGUUGGUGGUGGCCCAGGGCGAAGCGCUGCAGGUACUCACUGCAGCGUCGGUGCUUCGCAUCCAGACUGUCAUUGACGAGUGCACACAGAUCAUCGCUCGUGCCCGUGUCCCCAACACCCCGGCUCCUGCCCCUCUGCCACCACCCGUGCCCCCUCCACUAGCACCCGCGCAGCUGCGCCACCGUCUGCGCCACUUGCUGGCCGCCCGCCCCCCAGGUCAUCCCAACGCCGCUCACAGUCGCAAGCAGCGCCAGCCCGCGCGUCUUCAGUUACCUGCACCCCCAGCACCCAUCAAAGCCGAGGGGCCUGAUGCGGAGCCAGCGCUGACUGCCGCACCUGAAGACAGAGGUGAAGAGGAUGAGGACGAGGAAACCGAUGAAGAAACCGACGCUGAAGAAGGUGAAGGCAGUGGCGGCGGUGGCGGCCCGGGUGAGGGCCAGGCUCCCCCUGCCUUCACCGACUGUGCAGGGGGCUUCCUAACCGCUGCAGCUGACAGCGCUCGAGAGGAUCCGCCUGCAUCCACUGGCAUCACUGAUUAUGGUGGUGCCGGGAGAGAUUUCCUUCGGGGGACUGGGGUCACUGAAGAUGUGUUCCCAGAUAGUUAUGUGUCCGCUUGGCAUGAGGAAAGCAGCGGAGGUCCAGAAGGUUGUCCAGUGGAAACGUCUGCUCCACCCGACUGUGCCCUGGCUGGGCCUUGCCCAACAGGUGUGAAGACCCCUGGUCCCCCUGUGGCUCUCUUUCCCUUCCAUUUGGGUGCUCCCGGCCCCCCAGCGCCAACACCUCCUACUCCAUCUGGGCCAGCCCCUGCGCCCCCGCCCACCUUCUACCCCACGCUCCAGCCAGAUGCAGCCCCCAGUGCUCAGCUGGGAGAAACGCAGGCUGUGGCUGCCGCCCCUGCUGCUCAGGCCACAGCCAUCUCAGGCACUCCUGUGCGCGCCCCCGGUGGUGGCCAAGGUGCUGAGCAACCCGCCUAUGAGUGUAGCCACUGCCGCAAGACGUUCAGCUCGCGGAAAAACUACACCAAGCACAUGUUCAUCCACUCUGGGGAGAAGCCACAUCAGUGCGCUGUGUGUUGGCGGUCCUUCUCGCUACGCGAUUACCUGCUCAAGCAUAUGGUCACACACACUGGUGUGCGAGCCUUCCAGUGUGCAGUGUGUGCCAAGCGCUUCACUCAGAAGAGCUCCCUCAACGUGCACAUGCACACUCAUAGGCCUGAGCGUGCGCCUUGCCCUGCCUGUGGGAAAGUUUUCUCACACCGAGCACUGCUGGAACGACACCUGGCAGCUCACCCAGCAACUUGAUUGGGAGCCAGCUUCACACAGCCGGCUGCUGCAGUCAGCCGCCUAGGACUAGGUUCACUCCACCAGAAGGCUCCUGCUCUGGAGUACGGACCCUUCCCCUUCCCCAUGCUGAACCUGUUUUCCCUGUGGACUUGGGACCCAGAAUCCUAUUUCUCUCCUACACUUGCUUAGCUUCUCUCAAUGGGAGAGCGAGAUGAUUAGGGCCCCUGCCACCUCAGAGACCAUUUCCAGAUUGAGCUGGGCAAACACAUUCUUGGAACCUGAUGCUGGACUUGUGACCCACCCCCUGCCAGGUAUGGUGUCCAGAGUUGUCCUCUGCCCCUGUGUUGGGCUAGAAUUCUCUGACCUCACCCCCCAAAGUCUGGAGCCACCCUUCCCUCAUUGGGCACCUAUGGAGGCCCAGACGGAGCUACCUUGGGACUUUAGGAUUCCAGUCUAAUAAAGGACAUUGGGCCAGUA